CUCUUCGGCUUGAAUUCGAGCGGAAGCUUUGACCGGAACCGCGUUCACUCAUUAGCAUUGCUAAUUUAGCGGCUAGCUGGCUAUUCAUUGACGUUCUUUCGUCUUUUUUAUUAUUAUUAUUAUUAAUAUACGUGUCAUUUCUCAUGCUGAGAGGAUGUGGUUUAUUUAUUUCCUGAGCUGGCUGUCAUUGUUGAUCCAGGUGUCCUUCGUCACUUUAGCCAUCGCUGCUGGUCUGUACUACUUAGCAGAACUCAUCGAAGAGUUCACAGUGGCCACCAGUCGAAUAAUCAAGUACAUGAUCCUGUUCUCGACGGGCGCGCUCGCAGGUCUGUACGUCUUUGAAAGCUUCCCGGUUUUGAUGGUGGCCACGGGACUCUUCACCAAUCUGGUCUACUUCGGCCUGCUCCAGACGUUCCCAUACAUUCUCCUGAGCUCGCCCAACUUCAUCCUCUCCUGUGCGCUGGUCGUGGUCAACCACUACAUGGCCUUCCAGUUCUUCGCGCAAGAGUAUUACCCGUUCUCAGAGGUCCUGGCAUAUUUCACCAUCUGCCUCUGGGUGAUCCCAUUUGCGUUUUUUGUGUCACUAUCAGCGGGCGAAAACGUGCUUCCAUCCACCGUGCAGCAAGGGGAUGACGUGGUCUCCAAUUACUUCACCAAGGGCAAGCGGGGGAAACGCUCCGGAAUCCUCCUGGUGUUCUCCUUCCUCAAGGAGGCCGUGCUCCCCAGCCGGCAGAAAAUGUACUGAGGGACUUGGACUCCGGGGGUCGGGUCGGGCAAGACUGCGGGAAUGGCGUUGCGUGUGUUUUGGAUUCCAAUGUAAUUACGGUUUAAGGGGGGAGAGGUCGGACUGAUGGUCUGUGCCGGGGGUCUCCUGAUGAUCCCGAACGGAUCGUAGUCCUCACCCGCGCUAUCGGCUGCAUUGGACUGUUUCGUUAAGGUGAUGAAAAUCAUAUUUUUAUUUUAUUUUUUUUUUCGUUUUGUUUUGUUUUUUGCAAGACCAGAAAAGCUCGCGGCGGGUCGCCCCGGUUCUGUCGUGGUCCACUUCCGCAGGCAGUUUGGAGGCGGAAUCUCGAUGAGACCUCGGGAGGAGAACAAUUUCGGUACGGAUUUGGAGGGGUGGGGGGGUGGGUCGAAAAGCGGCUUUCGAGACACGGGCCCAGCUCCGGAAACAGUUGGCAAAGGCGGACCGAAAGCCACCCGCCGGCACGUCCCCUGGAGUGGUUUUUGACAGGCGUAUUUUCCACCUGGACGUCGGCUCCGGAACUUUUGUAAGCGAUGCACUCCCCCCCCCCCCCCACCCCCGCUGCUUUCCCAGAAUCCCAUGAAAAAAAAAAUGUACAGUUUGAUGCCGUCGCAAGUUGGAGUAAAAUCAU
Molecule: messenger RNA, 1373 nt
Organism: Syngnathoides biaculeatus (alligator pipefish)
Lineage: Eukaryota; Metazoa; Chordata; Actinopteri; Syngnathiformes; Syngnathidae
Gene: tex261
Product: testis expressed 261
Exons: 6
Coding region: 155-745 (196 amino acids)
Biological process (GO): endoplasmic reticulum to Golgi vesicle-mediated transport
Cellular component (GO): COPII-coated ER to Golgi transport vesicle; Golgi membrane; endoplasmic reticulum membrane
Molecular function (GO): COPII receptor activity
Source: RefSeq, a predicted model, not a curated record